Molecule: messenger RNA, 2955 nt
Organism: Megalobrama amblycephala (Wuchang bream)
Lineage: Eukaryota; Metazoa; Chordata; Actinopteri; Cypriniformes; Xenocyprididae
Gene: cbx8a
Product: chromobox homolog 8a (Pc class homolog, Drosophila)
Exons: 5
Coding region: 91-1119 (342 amino acids)
Source: RefSeq, a predicted model, not a curated record
ACGUCUCUUCGAAGAGAGUAUUAUGGGCUAUCGAGGAUUAUUCAGGCAGAGGGCUGAGGGGAAAAAAAUAGCUGCGAGGUUGAAGUAAACAUGGAGCUCUCAGCCGUCGGGGAGCGGGUCUUCGCCGCCGAAUCCAUCAUUAAACGGCGCAUAAGGAGAGGCCGGAUGGAGUAUCUCGUCAAAUGGAAAGGCUGGUCUCAAAAAUACAGCACCUGGGAACCAGAGGAGAAUAUUCUGGAUGAGCGUCUUUUCGCGGCUUUUGAAGAAAGAGAGCGUGAGAGGGAGAUGUUUGGUCCAAAAAAGAGGGGACCCAAACCAGAAACAUUUUUAAUGAAGGCAAAAGCUAAAGAAAAAGGCAAAAACUAUGAGUUCAGGCGGGAGAUGUCUCGAGGAAUACGGGUGUCGUUCCCGGUAGCAGAACCGGUUGUGACUCCCAGAGCACGUGAAGGACUACGGGCAGUCGUGCCAACGAUUUUUCCACCGAGCACCAUCAACAGAGGUGAAAGUGUCCGUGUGCAUCCACCGGACUCUGAGAGAGACCCACUGAUGCACGGGGCGCCAGUUCACCGCCCGUUGGAUUUUGCCAGCUCACCAAAAAAGCGAGGACCAAAGCCAAAGUUGCGUCCAGCUGGAGGUUCAUCCAGUGAAGGUGUUAAAAGAAAGGCAGAUGAACCUUUAUCUUAUCGCCCUUCCAAAACCGAGAGAUCUGGAGAGACCUCUAACUGUGAUGUCAUCCGUUUAUCCCAGAAGAUCCAAGCGGAAUCCAGCCUCGUUCAUAAGCAAAUGGGAAGCAGGUCAAGUGAUGUCAAAUUUACACAUGGCAGCACCAUCUUAAAAGCUGGGCUUGGUGUUUUGGGACAUCGACGGAAGGACAGCUCCAGUGGUGCCAUAAACCAACAACCCAAGAUGAAGCAUCCUCCCAAAAACAAUUUAUUCAGAUCUACCGAUCAAACCAGAGAGCAACUGUCUCUGAGUUUUGUAGAUGACACAGAGCAGUCCUGGUUGCCUUGUUUGAAGAAUAUGGAGAAAAUCGUUGUUACUGACGUAACAAGUAACUCUUUGACUGUAACCAUAAAAGAGAGUUCAACGGACAAAGGCUUCUUCAAAGAAAACAGAUGAUGUGAUUUUAGUUUAUGUAUGCGUGUAUGUAUGUAUGUAUGUAUGUAUGUGAAUGGAAUAUUGUAAUCAAAUUAGAAACAACCUACAUUUCUAUAUCAUUUGUAGUCUAUAAAUGUAAAGUCUUGCAAUCAUGUACAUAAUGCAAAAACAAAAUAUAUAUAUAUACAUAGUCUAUCUUUAGCCUACAUUUCCAUUCACAUUUUCUAUGAAAAUGAAGUUUAUUUUUCUAUUUCCCAGAUUUUAUGUAAUGUACACCAGUUGAUUCCUCCUUUUGGUUGCCUUCUUCAGCUUUAUCAUGAAUGUAGGCAUAGAUGCUGUUAACACAUAUUAACGUUUCGACUUAACGCACCUUUUUAAGGGACACAUUGUUUAGUCCCUCUUUUAUGAACUAAUUGUAUUUUUCUGGUUAGAUUUUGUAUAUAUUUGAAGGUCCAAACAGUAAAGCACACCCUUUAGAAAGAGAGAAGGGAAAUAAGCUGCGUAUAUAAUUAAAUCCAUUUUAGGCCUAAAUAUUUAAGGCACAAUAAUUUAAGCUUUAUAAUCGCAUUUCGUAAUUUUUCGUUUUUCCGUUGAAUAUAUAAUUGAUUUGGGGUUUCUGUGUCUUAAUAUUUCAUUAUGAUGCGGUUUUUAGUCCUCGUCAAAAACGAAAGUGUGAUUGGUAAAAAUAAUUUCUAAAUUGCUGAAGUUCUGAAGUAAGCUCGCAGCCUGGUUUCAGUGGUGAAAUUAAAAACAUUUUAUUAUAAUUAUGUGAUGUUAACUUGUUUAACGGUUUAGCCUAAACGAGUUCAGUAUUUUUGCGGAGAGAACAAUGUGUAUCGGAGCUUGAAAUAAAAAUGUAAUUUAGCUGCUUCUAGGAGCCUUUCCCAUUAUUGGUUUUAAACAUUGUUCGCGCACAAAUCCUUGCAAAUCGUUUUUAUCUUGCCUUGCUUUAAUUUAAUCAAAUUGUUAUAAAAACAGAAAGCUCUUUAGGUCGGGGUUUUCAUUAUAGACUGAGUGCCUGUAAACAAAGACUAAAGAUCUUAAACUGAUAUAUGAUAAAUAUAUCUUAAACAGCAUGUCGGCCUAUUUUGGCAGGAUUAGAUCACAUUUACCGAUAGCGUCGUGCGCUUUUAAUGACAUUCAAAAAUAUUAAACAUUGUUUAAGUUGUCAAGGGAGUGGGUGAAAAAAAUGGCGACUGGUCAAAACCAAUCAUGUUCAUUCGUCGUAUUCACUCCGUUUCAGACUUAUUUCUAUUAUAUUUCUAUUAGCUUAUAUUAUUAUGAACAAUAAUUAUAACAAUAAUUAUUAUUAUUUGAAUAAUAUGCCGCUGCAUUGCCACACGAGCGUCGCGGCAAACAAACAUUUCUACCGUAGUGUAAUUUAUGGAUUUAUUUUUUAAAGAUCUCGUAGGUAAAGCAUUUCUGGCCUAUAGCGUUUACUGUCGGGCAACAAACGUAAUUAUUAGACAUUAUUAAUAGCCUAUAUUUAAAUAAUGGCAAAAAAUACAAACGCUGAAACGGAUUUUCAUUAUCGGGAUGAUUUUGAAUUGAAAUGUAGUAAAAACGAUAAGCGUUUUUUGAGGAAGUUCAGUCCACCAAAAGCCACAAGAUGUCGCCAUGAACUUGAUACAGAUCCUUAUUCCUCUUAAUAACGCCUAAUUCCGUGUAUAUCGAACUGAUUUUGCUUCAAAAUUAAAUAUUGAAGAGUACACUGAUAUGUAUAACAGUCACAGAUGUUCAAUGUGUCAAAUGUCGCCGUGUUUGUACUGUAUAUUUUCAUUGGUUUAAAUUUGGAUUGUCAGUGUUUUGUGUUUUGUUAUUGAAAUGUAAAAAUAAACACAUCUGAGGCAUUAAGGA